Molecule: messenger RNA, 447 nt
Organism: Camellia sinensis
Lineage: Eukaryota; Viridiplantae; Streptophyta; Magnoliopsida; Ericales; Theaceae
Source: RefSeq, a predicted model, not a curated record
AUGGCCACUUCUUUUGAUUCUGCUACUUUUGCUUCUUCUGUAACUAGAGAAGAAGAUGGAAAAGAAGGAAGUGAAGCCAUGGCUCUCUUGAUGUGGAAAGCUAGACUCGAUAACGGAAGUACACUUUUCAAUCUUGACUUCUCAUCCUUCCCUCAACUCCUCAGUCCUGACCUUUUUAACAACUCACUUUACGGGACCAUCCCCUCCCACAUUGGUAGCCUUUCGAGACUCAUCUUCCUUAGCUUGUCCAUCAACCAUCUCACUGGUUCAAUCCCUGCUUCUAUAGCGAAUUUGAGCAACUUAAUCAGUCUACACCUUUAUGGCAACCAACUUUCCGGACCAAUCCCUCAAGAAAUUGGGACGCUGGCAUCUCUUGUUGAUCUCAAACUCUCUGGCAAUAGUCUCACGAGUACAAUCCCCGUUUCUAUAAGGAAACUGGGCAACUGA